This is a messenger RNA of Beauveria bassiana ARSEF 2860, 402 nucleotides long. RefSeq lists its product as uncharacterized. Bases 1 to 402 code for a protein of 133 amino acids. NCBI's taxonomy places the organism in Eukaryota, Fungi, Ascomycota, Sordariomycetes, Hypocreales, Cordycipitaceae. The record is from RefSeq and is a predicted model, not a curated record. The transcript has 4 exons.
AUGGCGUCUAAGGAAAGUACCGUUUCAAAUGCCAAUAAGGGCAAAGCCAGCUACGAGUUUCUAUUGCGCAUCAUUUUUCAGCUCAAGCAAGGGAAAACCAUUAAUUGGAGCGGCAUCAAGAUGAAGGAUCGAAACACAAAGUCCCUGACGAACCAGUGGACCAAGAUCGGCAAAGACAUGGCCGCACUGGAGGAUCUCGAAGGCGACGCUGGCAGUGCUGCUCCCACGCCUACAAAGGGAGGAGCCGCAAAGCGCAAGAUGGCUGUCAAGAACGAAGAUGGCGAUGAAGCUCUGGAGGCUCCAGUCAAGAAACGAGGUAGAGUUGCGACUCUGAAAAAAGAGUCCAAGGUGAAGAAGGAGGCGGAAGGAGACGAAAAAGAAGAAGACAUCGAUGAGAUUUGA